AUGUCUCAACUUUUCGAUCCUUUGGGCCUCGUCGGACCAGUAGUCGCCAGUGCCAAAAUGUUCGUUCAGCAGUUGUGGCAGGAGAAUCUGAAUUGGGACGAUAAGCUUCCGAAUAAGUUACAAUCCUGGUGGCUGUCCUUCCGAGCAUCCAUUGGAGUCAUAAAAAAUCUUCGUGUGCCUAGAUGGGUUCUAGGCUCUCCUUCUGAUUGCUACGAUCUUCAUUGCUUCACGGAUGCUUCUGAGAAGGGAUACGGGUGCUGCAUUUACGUCGUUUCAACUGCCGGUAGUACAAAAGCUAGCCACCUUCUUAUCGCCAAGUCUCGUGUAGCUCCAGCAGGUGGGCUCAGCAUUCCACGUUUGGAACUGUGUGCUGCUGUCCUGGGAAGCCAAUUAGCUGAUAGUGUUCUCAAUUCGACUAAAUUUACUGGAAAGGUGACGUUUUGGACAGAUUCCACCAUUGUCCUUCACUGGAUAACUUCCCCACCUUCUACAUGGAAGGUAUUCGUGUCAAACCGCAUCGCAGAAAUUCAACGGCUUACUAAGAACUUCCAGUGGCGUCACAUCCCUACCACAGACAAUCCAGCAGAUCGAAUAUCAAGAGGAGCAGAGCCCCAGCAGCUACUGCAGGAUAUUCUUUGGUGGAGUGGACCACCUUGCCUGUUACUUUCAGCGGAAGAUUGGCCAGAUUCAAUUUUUGCAUUGUCACCAUCUAUGAUUGAGCAGCAAGUGACCGAACGCAAGUCAACCGUGGCCCUUCAUGUGCAUUCUCCUGAUGAUUCACUGAUCCAUGCAUAUUCAGAACUUGCUCCACUGCUGAGGAUUACAGCUUACUGCAAGCGAUUCGCAUCUAACUGUAGAGCUGCCAAACAAGAUCGUAAUUCAGGAAAGAUAACGCUACACGAAUACGAUAAUGCUCUAAAAUCGCUCAUCAGCCUUUCGCAACAAACUGCCUUCAACGUGGAGCUGCAAUACUUGCGUUGUCAAGAUGGAGGCAAACGUUCACUAAGGGAUGCUCAAUUUAAGUCGCCCAUCAAGAACCUCGAUUUGAUGUUUGAUUCAAUAGGUCUACUUCGCAUCCAUGGACGUCUUUCGGAGCUACCAGGAUCCUACGAUAGUCGUUUCCCGAUGGUCUUACCGGCUGAUCAUCAUCUCUCAAAACUGAUUGCUAGAUCCAUCCAUCAUCAAACACUUCAUGCCGGACCUACGCAACUACUCGCGACAAUCAGGCAGCGCUUCUGGCCAGUUCGUGGCAGGGACCUUGCUCGAAGGACAGUCCACCAUUGCGUGACGUGUUUCCGUUGUCGUCCAAAGUUAAGUGAGCAGUACAUGGCACCAUUGCCUGCUACGCGCAUUACACCAGCGAAAGUGUUCGAACAUACGGGGCUGGAUUACUGUGGGCCGUUUCCCGUUCGACAACUCGCGGGAAGGGGCGCUUCGGUAAAAGUCUGGGUCGCAGUGUACGUUUGUUUCGCCGUAAAAGCCGUGGUGCUAGACAUCGUCGCCGGGUUGUCAGCAGCCGCGUGUGUCAAUUCGCUUAGACGCUUCGUCAGUCGAAUCGGGCGCGUUCGUGUAAUACACUGCGAUAACAGCACCUCGUUCGUCGGCGCGUUUCGCGAAGUUAAGGAGAUGCGACAACAAUUCAUCGAACAGCUGAAAUCCAGUCAUUGGGCGAACGAGUGCUUGGAGAAAGGCAUUGAAUUCCAGUUUAUUCCCCCGCGAGCACCGUACUUCGGCGGGUUAUGGGAGGCGGCAGUGAAGGCGUUUAAGCACCAUCUAUACCGCAUCUUCACCGGGUCUUCACCGUAUCACUUGGACGAUCAUGCUUUCGUUUGA
Topomyia yanbarensis is the source of this 1833-nucleotide messenger RNA. RefSeq lists its product as uncharacterized. The transcript has a single exon. The record is from RefSeq and is a predicted model, not a curated record. NCBI's taxonomy places the organism in Eukaryota, Metazoa, Arthropoda, Insecta, Diptera, Culicidae. Gene Ontology annotation, biological process: DNA integration. Gene Ontology annotation, molecular function: nucleic acid binding. Bases 1 to 1833 code for a protein of 610 amino acids.